CAUGCAGGCUCAUCUCAGCCACCAGCCUUGCUGGAGCAGCCUCCCCAGCCCCAGCGCCCGUGAGGCGGCAUCCAUGUAUGGCACUGCGGUGGCCAUCUUCCUGGUCAUCCUGGUGGCUGCGCUGCAAGGUUCAGAGCCUCCAGAGAGCCCCUUCCCCUACCACAUCCCCUUGGACCCCGAAGGGAUUCUAGAGCUUUCGUGGAACGUCAGCUAUGUCCAGGAGAUCAUCCACUUCCAGCUCCAGGUACGAGGACUGAGGGCUGGGGUCCUGUUUGGAAUGUCGGAUCGAGGCGAGAUGGAGAACGCAGACCUCGUCAUGCUCUGGACUGAUGGGGACAGGGCCUACUUUGCGGAUGCCUGGAGUGACCAGAAAGGGCAGAUCCAUCGGGAUGCCCAGCAGGACUACCAGCUGCUCCGGGCACAGAGGACUCCAAAUGGCUUAUUCCUGCUCUUCAAGAGGCCCUUUGUCACCUGUGACCCCAAGGAUUAUGUUAUUGAGGAUGACACUGUCCAUCUAGUGUAUGGUAUCCUGGAAGAGCCAUUCCAGUCGCUGGAGGCCAUCAACAUCUCAGGCCUGCAUACAGGGCUGCAGCGGGUGCAGCUUCUGAAGUCUGAGGUCCCUACUCCGGCCAUGCCUGAGGAUGUACAAACCAUGGAUAUCCGGGCUCCUGAUGUCCUCAUCCCUGACAAUGAGACCACAUACUGGUGCUAUAUCACUGAGCUACCGCCGCACUUCCCCCGGCACCACAUCAUCAUGUAUGAGGCCAUUGUCACUGAGGGCAAUGAGGCCCUGGUGCAUCACAUGGAGGUCUUCCAAUGUGCAGCUGAGUCUGAGGACUUCCCUAAGUUCAACGGACCGUGUGACUCCAAAAUGAAACCUGACCGACUCAACUACUGUCGCCAUGUGUUGGCGGCAUGGGCCCUGGGUGCCAAGGCAUUUUACUACCCAGAAGAAGCUGGUGUUGCCUUUGGGGGCCCGGAGUCCUCCCGGUUUCUCCGACUGGAAGUUCAUUACCACAAUCCACGGAAGAUACAAGGCCGACAUGACUCCUCUGGCAUCCGCCUACACUACACAGCUACUAUGCGACCCUAUGAUGCAGGCAUCAUGGAGCUUGGACUGGUGUACACACCCUUGAUGGCCAUCCCCCCUCAGGAGACUGCAUUUGUCUUGACCGGCUACUGCACAGACAAGUGUACCCAGAUGGCACUGCCGGACUCUGGAAUCCACAUCUUUGCCUCUCAGCUCCACACACACUUGACUGGCAGGAAGGUGGUUACCGUGCUCGCCAGGGAUGGCCAAGAGAGGAAGGUGGUGAACAGAGACAACCACUACAGCCCCCACUUCCAGGAGAUCAGAAUGCUGAAGAAGGUUGUGACAGUCCACCGGGGGGACGUUCUCAUCACUUCAUGCACAUAUAACACAGAAAACAGGACACUGGCCACAGUGGGGGGGUUUGGAAUCAUGGAGGAGAUGUGUGUCAACUAUGUGCACUACUACCCCCAGACGAAGCUGGAGCUCUGCAAGAGCACUGUGGAUGACGGCUUCCUACAGAAAUACUUCCACAUAGUAAACAGGUUCGGCAAUGAGGAGGUCUGUACCUGCCCUCAGGCCUCUGUCCCCCAGCAGUUCGCCUCUAUGCCCUGGAACUCUUUCAAUCGCGAUAUGCUCAAGGCUCUGUAUAACUAUGCCCCUAUCUCCAUGCAUUGCAACAAGACCUCUGCCGUCCGCUUCCCGGGUGAGUGGAAUCUGCAGCCUUUUCCUAAGAUCACCUCCACACUUGAAGAACCCACCCCACACUGCCGCAUUCGACAGACUCAGAGCCCCGCUAGCCCCACUGUAGUCAUCACAACGGAGGCAGGUGCUGAGUAGGCCCAUCUUGUGAGAAGCUGUUCUUCAGCCCCUGCUCAUUUUGUCCCUAUGGGCUCAUACCAGCUCUGUGCACCCCUGUGUGAAGACUCCCUUCCAUAGAAUAGUUCACCUCGGAGGAAGGAGCAUAUCACCUCGGAGAUACCCGCAUGGCUACGUCCCAUGAGGUCCAACUGGACAGAGCAGCCCUGGACAUUAUUUAUACACUGCUGACUCCAUGUAGGGACAACUCACUGUGGGAGUUCAGAUUCAAUAUCACAAGACCUACCUUGCCUCCAGAGCAGCCUUGCCAGGCUAGGUGCAAACUCUCCAAGCCCCAGAGUCCCAACCCUGUUGGUCCUCCAGUGGUGACUUGUGUUGGUGUAUGUCAUGACAACACUGCUUAAAUAUUCCUUUGCAGAA
Molecule: messenger RNA, 2269 nt
Organism: Grammomys surdaster
Lineage: Eukaryota; Metazoa; Chordata; Mammalia; Rodentia; Muridae
Gene: Dbh
Product: dopamine beta-hydroxylase
Exons: 12
Coding region: 2-1870 (622 amino acids)
Biological process (GO): octopamine biosynthetic process; dopamine catabolic process; norepinephrine biosynthetic process
Cellular component (GO): secretory granule membrane
Molecular function (GO): copper ion binding; dopamine beta-monooxygenase activity
Source: RefSeq, a predicted model, not a curated record